Molecule: messenger RNA, 1094 nt
Organism: Oncorhynchus nerka (sockeye salmon)
Lineage: Eukaryota; Metazoa; Chordata; Actinopteri; Salmoniformes; Salmonidae
Product: small ribosomal subunit protein bS16m-like
Exons: 3
Coding region: 133-537 (134 amino acids)
Biological process (GO): mitochondrial translation
Cellular component (GO): ribosome; mitochondrial small ribosomal subunit
Molecular function (GO): structural constituent of ribosome
Source: RefSeq, a predicted model, not a curated record
GUGUGUGUAUUUAAAUGGCUGCACCCUUACUAAUCUCACAUUAGACAAUAGAAGUGCUCUUUUCUGUAAUGUUGAAAACGUGUUCGACCUUUUACAUAUUCGUUUGACCUCUUUUGCAGGGUAUACCUAAACAUGGUCCAUCUAUCAUCCUUCCUACUGAAGACGUACCAUGGAGGACACAUUGUCAUCAGAUUGGCAAUGGCUGGCCACAAACAGUCUAACAGACCUUUCUACCGCAUUGUGGCAGCUUACAACAAGCGAGCACGAGACAGUAAAUACAUAGAACAGCUGGGCUCUUAUGACCCCCUGCCAAACAUCUACAAUGAGAAACUGGUCAGCAUCAACUCUGACAGGAUCAAGUACUGGAUGGGCUGUGGUGCACAUCCCACGAAGCCUGUGGCCAAACUUCUAGGACUGGCUGGGUUCUUCCCCCUGCAUCCCAUGACGGUGACAGAAACAGAGCGUCACAGGGCCCUGGCAGAACUAGCAGUGGAAGCAGCUCCAGAGGAUGGAGUUAAGCAGCAGAAACUAGCAUAGCUGGAUCAUGGGGGACUGUCAAGCAUAGCAGGGUGUGGUUACUGUACACGAAGGACAGCUAGAAAUGACAUUCUCCUCCCAAAAGGUUAACUGUUUCCAGUGAAAGCCUUUGAACUAUGAAUAUUCAUAAGCAGUGCUUAACAGAACAACUUAUGAAGGCUUCAUAUAGCAUACAUAAAGUCAUCCUAAGCACCACAUAAAGUCUUCAGAUAUAAUUUAAGUGUAUGUCAUACUCUAUAAAUGAUGUAUAAAGGAUGUCAUAACCAGGCACACUGUAGGGUGAAUUGCCAAAUGUCACAUAUCUCAUUGUGUAUGUUUAUGCACCAUUUAUAGAGCAUGACAUAAAGAGGAUUUGUGAAGCAUUUAUGUUGUGCAUAUGAAACAUUUAUGUAUGCUAUAUAAGUUGUACUGUAUUUAAAAUGUGACCCUGUUGGAUGGUGGACGCAAUAUUUAAGUCCAUCAAACAGAGGAGAGUAAUGACAUACAGUGCCUUAAAGUAUUCAUACCCCUGGACUUACUCAACAUUUUGUGUUAGUCUGAAUAAAAAAUGGAUUAAA